Messenger RNA from Talaromyces atroroseus, 1485 nucleotides. RefSeq lists its product as hypothetical. The coding region runs from base 1 to 1485 and encodes 494 amino acids. Lineage: Eukaryota; Fungi; Ascomycota; Eurotiomycetes; Eurotiales; Trichocomaceae. The record is from RefSeq and is a predicted model, not a curated record. The transcript has a single exon.
AUGAGUGUUGAGGAAUUGACCAUUUCCCAAGUUCACGAAGCCUAUCGCAACGGCACUUGGACCUGCAAGGGCCUUGUCCAUGCAUUUCUAAAGCGCAUAGAGCUGUUGGACAAAAGCGGGCCAUGUAUCAAUUCGACACUUGCUAUUUCUGAAGUCGCCUUGCAGGAAGCUGUAGCUCUGGAUGAAUACUUCAAAACGAAUGGAAAAUUCUUCGGUCGUCUCCAUGGCAUUCCGGUUCUGGUCAAGGAUCAGGCCGACACCAAGGGGAUGGUGACUACUUAUGGCUCGCACGUAGCCAAAAACAAUGUCCCGGAAAAGGACGCCUUUGUUGUGGACAAACUGAAAAAGGAAGGCGCCAUCAUUCUGGGGAAAACGACCAUGGGCGACUGGGCUACUACAUGGUUCUCAACAUCAUCUGCGACAGAUUGGAAGUUCACUCACAAUCCGUACAAACUCGGACAUGAUGUCGGCGGCUCAUCAUCUGGAUCUGCAGCAGCCGUAGCAGCCAACCUUUGCAUCAUUGCUGUCGCCGAAGACACGGGAGGCUCGAUUCGUUGUCCGGCAUCGUUCACCAACCUGGUUGGCUUGCGAUGCACUCCGGGACUCAUCAGCCGAACGGGGUUUUGCCCGCUUGUAAAAUCUCAAGAUACGCCGGGACCUCUUGCGCGCACAGUGACUGACUGUGCUUUGAUGCUAGACUGUAUGGUCGGCUUCGAUCCCAAUGAUGAAUGGACUGCAGUCGCGGCCAUUGGGCCACGCCCCCAAGACGGCAGUUAUGCGGCCCAGCUUGAUCCUCGGGCGAUUACAAAAUCCAGGAUCGGGAUUGUACGAUCAUUAUUCGGACUUGAUUCUGAUCCUGCGUGCCACGCAGUUAACUCUGUUGUGAACAAGGCCUUCUCAACGCUGAAACAGGCCGGCACAGAGUUUGUAGAUGUUGACUUACCGCGACUCGAGCACUAUAUGACCAACACGCCGGCAUAUGUUGUGCGCUCACGUUCAGACAUCAAUUCGUUCCUAGCCACAAAACCACAUCUCCCUCAAGAUAUUGCAGAAAUUGUCCCCAAAGAACCGCCUCAUCCAUCUCUAGACUUCACUUGCCAAGUUGCACACGGACCCGCGGAUCCGAAUACAGAUCUUACCUAUGCACAACGUCUUCUUGAAAGGGAUGAGUUCCAAAGACGCUUGACCUGUCUCAUAGUAGCCCAUGGCCUCGACGCGUUGGCCUUUCCAGAUGUCCAGAUUCCGCCGCCACGACAUGAGGAUUCGACAAAUGGUCGGUUUCCGACAUGUUGGGACUUUCCUACUAAUACCCUACUUGCUAGUCAAGCCCGGCUUCCUGCUAUCAGUGUUCCUGUUGGGUUCACGGAGGAAGGUUUGCCGGUGGGGCUGGAGCUGGUCAGUUGGGAGUAUCGCGAGCAGGCGUUGUUGCAGAUGGCGAGGGGGGUUGAGCAUUAUAUUCCGUCACGGAGAGCGCCGGUUUUAUGA